GAGAAACGGCUAAGGAGCUGGCUGAAGUUCAGGAAGUAGUGCAGCUGGGCAUAAAGCGAAUUGCAAUACAAAUGUGAAUCAAUUUUUGUGCACACCCCUAAUAUUAAGUGUCCCCAAUUAAGAAAGACAGAGGCAACACUGGCAAGAACCUAAACUCUAUCAGGUGACAUAAAUAGAGAAAAUAUACUAUAGAUAUAACAGCUUUACACAAAUAUUUUUUCAAACAUGUUUCAUUUUGUCUUGGAAAUUUGUCACUGUAUAAAAAACACUAUUGUUGAGGAAAUUGUAGUUUUUAAAGGUAAAUGUUAGUUUAACUCAGCCUCUUUGCUGUAUAUGCUGUUUAUGUAUUAAAUAAGUGGAAAAUUUCAUUCAUAUUAGUAUAUAGAAAAUGUAUUGUAUGUGUACAAUCUAAUUCUGUGUUGUGACUUUAUUGUAGGUUAAAUGAUUGUAACUUAACAGACAAAAGCUGUUCAUCUCUGGCUGCAGUUCUUGGAUCAGACACCAAUCUGAAAGAGCUGAACAUGAACAAUAAUAAACUGCGGGAUUCAGGAGUGAAGCUGCUCUGCACUGGACUGAAGAAUAUAAAGUGUAAAUUGGAGAUACUGAGGUUAAGCUGCUGUGAUAUGACAGAUGAAGGUUGUUCUGAUGUGUCUUCAGCUCUGAAAUCAAACCCGUCACACCUGAGAGAGCUGGACCUGAGCGGGAAUAAUCUAGGAGACUCUGGAGUGAAAAACCUCAGUGAUCUACUGAUGAACCCACAAUUCAAGCUGGAGAAACUACAUCUGAAUGAUUGCAGUAUUACAGAGAAACAGAGUCUCAUCCUGACUUCAGCUCUGAAAUCAAACCCGUCACACCUGAGAGAGCUAUACCUGAGCUGGAAUAAUCUAGGAAACACAGGAGUGAAGCACUUAUGUGCCGUACUGAAGGAUUCACACUGUAAACUGGAGAGAUUGAGGUUAAGCUGGUGUUAUAUGACAGAUGAAGGUUGUUCUGAUGUGACUUCAGCUCUGAAAUCAAACCCGUCACACCUGAGAGAGCUGGACCUGAGUGAGAAUAAUCUGGGAGACUCUGGAGUGAAAAACCUCAGUGAUCUACUGAUGAACCCACAAUUCAAGCUGGAGAAACUACAUCUACGGUACUGUGACAUUACAGAUGUUUCUUCUUUAACUCAGUCUUUGACGAACUCAAAAGCUCUGCAGUUUUUAAAAGAGCUUGAUCUGAGAGAGAAUGAGAUAGGAGACUCAAAGCAGCGGCUCAGAGACGAACUACGAGACUCAAACUGUGUCCUGAGAGCAGAUGAUGAUGAUCUAUUUACCAAGAUUAGGAGACUUUUUACAUAGUUUAAAUCUGUGAAACGGAGAUGAGAGGAGCAGAAACCAUCAGGUGAUCCACAGAAGAGUCUCACUGCUGUCUAUGAGGAGAAAUACAUGUGUAAAUGUGUUUCAUACAGGUGGAAGAGACUCAGAUUCACUAUUAAAUAAAGCAGCGUGUGUGUUAGCAUGCGUAUUAGAAACAUGUGAUUAAUGUUGGUUUAUUAUUCAGCCAAAUGACUCCUGCCACAGUAUCUCUCGUAUCUCUCACGGAGGAGCGGAAGCAUAAAAGGAGGAGACAGUGGAGAUUGAGAGAAGAACAGGCCUGAACUUGUGUUAUGUUCUGUUUCUGUCUGCUGGCUUAUUCUUUCGUUUUUGUAGACGUUUUAUUUUGUAUUAAAAGUGUUGAAUGUU
This is a messenger RNA of Pimephales promelas (fathead minnow), 1724 nucleotides long. Lineage: Eukaryota; Metazoa; Chordata; Actinopteri; Cypriniformes; Leuciscidae. The record is from RefSeq and is a predicted model, not a curated record.